Pyricularia oryzae 70-15 is the source of this 12363-nucleotide messenger RNA. Its product is annotated as polyketide synthase. The coding region runs from base 1 to 12363 and encodes 4120 amino acids. Gene Ontology annotation, biological process: fatty acid biosynthetic process; secondary metabolite biosynthetic process. The transcript is spliced from 6 exons. NCBI's taxonomy places the organism in Eukaryota, Fungi, Ascomycota, Sordariomycetes, Magnaporthales, Pyriculariaceae. The record is from RefSeq and is a predicted model, not a curated record. Gene Ontology annotation, molecular function: 3-oxoacyl-[acyl-carrier-protein] synthase activity; phosphopantetheine binding; fatty acid synthase activity.
AUGGAAGCCCAGAAUGAGCCUAUCGCCAUCAUUGGCACCGGCUGCCGCUUCCCCGGAAGUUGCGACAGCCCCUCGAAGCUCUGGGAGUUGCUGGAAAAGCCACGCGACCUGUUGAAGAAAAUCCCAAAUGAUCGAUUUAGUGCUGAUGGGUUUUACCACCCAAAGAACUCUCACCAUGGCACUAGCAACGUGCGACACUCUUACCUGCUCGACGAGGAUUUGCGUACCUACGAUGCCCAGUUCUUUGGGGUCAAGGCGAUCGAGGCCAGCUCCAUGGAUCCUCAGCAGCGUCUGCUCAUGGAAACCGUGUACGAGGCUCUGGAAUCGGCCGGGCUUUCCAUCAAGCAACUUCAGGGCUCCGACACGGCCGUUUAUGUUGGUGUUAUGAGUGCCGAUUUUAUGGAUAUGCUCGCGCGCGACGUCGAAAAGUUCCCAACUUACUUCGCCACUGGAACUGCACGCAGCAUUUUGAGCAACCGCCUCUCCUACUUUUACGAUUGGCACGGUCCAUCCAUGACAAUCGACACAGCCUGCUCGUCGAGUUUGAUUGCCUUGCAUCAAGCUGUACAGGUCCUUCGUUCCAAGCAGUCCAAGGUGGCAGUGGCUGCCGGAUCAAACAUCAUAUUGGGCCCAGAGCAGUACAUCGCGGAGAGCAAGCUUCAGAUGCUGUCGCCGGAUGGUCGCAGCCGUAUGUGGGACGCCGAGGCUAACGGUUACGCCCGUGGAGAGGGGGUUGCGGCUGUCGUUCUCAAGACUUUGAGCCAGGCUCUCGCUGACGGGGAUCACAUUGAGUGCAUCAUCCGGGAAACCGGAAUCAACCAAGACGGCAAGACGCCCGGUAUCACCAUGCCGAGUGCCACGGCACAGGCCGCCCUGAUUAGAUCUACCUACGCCAGGGCCGGUCUUGAUCUGCGUAAAGCGAGCGACCGACCUCAGUUUUUUGAGGCUCAUGGCACGGGCACUCCGGCUGGUGACCCAAUAGAGGCUGCCGCCAUCAGCAAAGCGUUUUUUGGCGAUGAUGUAAAGCCCCAUUCCAGAGACGGCCACGACACUCUGUUUGUUGGUUCUAUCAAAACAGUCAUUGGCCACACCGAAGGCACUGCCGGCCUCGCCGCCAUCAUCAAGGCGUCUACGGCACUGCAGGCAGGCGUUCUGCCGCCGAACCGACUGUUCCACAAGUUGAAUCCCAAGAUUGAGCCUUACUACUCAAACUUGAAGAUCCUGACAGAGGCUCAGCCCUGGCCGAGGCUGCCUGAAGCCGGCACGCGGAGAGUAAGCGUCAACAGCUUCGGGUUUGGAGGGGCAAAUGCACACGCCAUUGUCGAGUCUGCGGAUGGCUACAUCGCCAGGAGGGCCGCUGCACCAAACCCCCGCUCGUUUGCUCCCUGUCCCCUGUCGGCCGCCUCGGAGACGGUGCUCACCGCCAUGACGGAGCGCCUCAGGAGCUACCUCAAAAGCCAGAUAGCAUCCGGCGGCACGGGCAUCAACAUGCGCGACCUGGCGUGGACGUUGUGCAGCCGCCGCUCGACCCUGGGCGUCCGCAGUGUGCUGCCCGCGGCCAAGAGCCCGCAGGACCUGCUGGACAAGCUGGAAGCAUCCGCCCAGCUGCCCCCGCCUGCGACCUCGACCAAGAAGGCGCCCGAAACAGGCCCGAGGGUGUUUGGCGUGUUCACCGGACAGGGCGCCCAGUGGCCGCGCAUGGGAGCCGAGCUGAUUGAAGAUUCGCCAACCGUCGCCGGCAUUGUCCGUCGCCUCGAUCAAAGUCUACAGUCUUUGCCGGUGCGAGACAGGCCCUCAUGGACGCUGCGCGAGCACCUGCUGGCCCCGAAGGAGUCGUCCCAAGUGUACAUUGCAUCCUUGUCCCAGCCCCUGUGCACGGCACUCCAGAUAAUCCUGGUGGACCUGCUCAAGGUUGCCGGUAUAACGUUUUCCGGCGUCGUGGGCCACUCGUCGGGUGAGAUAGGCGCCGCCUACGCCGCCGGCUACCUCACGGCGUCGGACGCCAUACGCGUGGCCUACUACCGCGGGCUGCACCUCAAAUUGGUGACCACCAAGGGGGCCAUGCUGGCCGCGGGGACGACCUUUGCCGACGCGCAGGAGCUCUGCUCCCUGCCGGCAUUCGAAGGGCGCGCGUGCGUGGCUGCGAGCAACUCCCCGGCCAGCGUCACCCUGUCCGGCGACGCCGAUGCCAUCGAGGAGAUCCAGAUCAUCCUCGGGGAGGAGAAGAAGUUCAACCGCAUGCUCCAGGUCGAUCGCGCCUAUCACUCGCACCACAUGAACGUCCUGGCCGCGCCCUACAAGCGCUCGCUCGAGGAGUGUGGGAUCAAGCCCCUGCGACCUGCUGGUGGCUGCCGCUGGGUGUCGUCCGUCUUUACUUGCGACGUCUCGGACAUCCCAUCUGACGUGAGCCUGGGGAGCUCUUACUGGGUUGCCAAUCUCGUCCAGCCGGUCCGGUUCACCGAGGCCUUGGAGAUGCUGUACUUGGGUGCCUCGAUGAACGGAGGAUUCGACCUCGGAAUCGAGGUUGGGCCGCACCCGGCUCUCCAAGGACCUGUCAAACAAACAGUCCAAGAAUUCACGACCGACUCGCCGUUGGCCUACACUGGACUGAUGAAGCGUGGAGAAAACAGCACUGAAGCCAUGUCCAAGGGCCUUGGCUACAUCUGGCAGACCUUUGGGGAAGGCGUGGUGGAUUUCGCUGCAUACGAGGCAUUUUGCGCCGGCGAACCUGCAGGUAAGUCAACCUUUGCCGUCACCAAGGGCCUCCCCACCUAUCCCUGGGAUCACAGCCGAACGCUCUGGCAAGAGUCUCGGUUGUCAAAAGCCUUCAGGACGAGCGAGAAUCCUCCACACGAGCUCCUGGGGCGCCAGCUGCUGGACGGAGUGCCAGACCGGUUGCGAUGGCGCAACAUCAUCAAGCGAAGCGAGAUCGAUUGGCUCGAGGGCCAUCAAGUCCAAGGCCAGAUCGUCUUCCCUGCGGCUGGGUACAUCUCGGCCUGUGUCGAGGCGUGCAUGCUCGCCUUUGCGCGAGACGAAUCCCCCGUGCAGUGCAUUGAGCUCCUCGACUUUGACAUUGGACAUGCCAUGGUGAUUGAAGAGGACGACAGCCUGGGAGUCGAUGCGACGAUUGAGCUGAGCGACAUGACCAGGUCGGACAAGACCAUAGAAGCUAGGUUUGGAUUCCACUCGACCGCCAGCAACGACUCUCUUGCCAUGAACACUCAUGCAAGCUGCAGAGUUGUUGUCAAUCUUGGCAUCUCCGAUUGCAACGUUUUGCCGCCGAAGCCGCACGACCAUGACAAGGUCUUCCUGUUGGACGUCGAGGCGGAGCGAUUCUACAACAACCUCGAUGGGCUCGGAUUCAACUACUCUGGACCGUUCCGCGCACUCGAGGGAUUGAAAAGGCGCCUGGGGUACGCAGAGGGGUUUAUUCAGAAUGCCUCGUCAGCAAUAGACUCAAAAAUCCUACCGCCGUUGCUGGUCCACCCCGCUACUCUGGACCUUGGCAUUCAGGCCAUCAUGCUGGCGUACUCUUACCCCGGAGACACCAUGCUGCGCUCAAUCUAUCUCCCUACACGCUUCGAACGCAUCCUCAUCGACCCGGCGCUCUGCGCCGACUUUGCCGGCCAGCCGGCCAAGGUCCCCUUUGAUGCCGUCGCGUUUACCGGCGCCGUGAAGAGCGUGACGGGCGACAUCAACAUCUACUCACCGCGAGGAACAUCUCUCAAGGCCCUGCAGCUCGAGGGGCUCCAGACGCGGCCGCUGUCCGAGUCCGAGGGCAUUAGUGUUUUCACCGACAUGUCCUGGAACGUUGCGACGCCCGACAGCGAGAUGGUCGUCGCAACCACCUCGGUGCCGCCGCUGGAUGCAGAGUUUUUCUUCACCCUCGAGCGUGUGGGCUACUACUACCACCGCGUUCUCAACGCCGCGUUCCCCCGCAGCGAACGCGACCAUCUGGAGUGGAAUUUCAAAAGGCUGCUCGAGUACAACGAUUCCGUCCUGGAUGGCGUCGACAGGGGAAGGAACCCGUUUGCGCGGGCCGAGUGGAGGAACGAUUCCAAGGAGACCAUCGCCGAGAUCUUGGACAAGUACCCCAACAGCCCCGAUCUGAGGCUUCUGCGCGCCGUCGGCGAGAACAUCGUGGCCGUGGUGAAGCAAGAGACGACCAUAUUGGAGCACAUGAUCGAGGAGGACAAACUCAACAUAUUUUACGAGUUUGGAGAGGGUUUCCCCCAGUACGCGUCGUACAUGGGUGCAUUUGCUGGUCAGCUCGCCCAUCGCUAUCCGCACAUGAGGGUGCUGGAAAUCGGCGGUGGGACGGGCAUGGCGACCAAAGCCAUCAUCAAAGAGGUCGGUGACCAGUUUUCGACCUACGACUUUACCGACGUUUCCAGUGGAUUCUUCCCCAAGGCCUCGGCCACUUUUUCUCCGUACAAGUCCAAGAUGAACUUUCAAGUCCUCGACAUCGAAAAAGACCCACUGGAACAGGGCUUCAAACAAGGCUCGUACGACCUCAUUGUGGCGUCCUUGGUGCUCCACGCCACCCGCAACCUCGCCGAAACCAUGACCAACGUGCGGAAACUGCUCAAACCGGGCGGUUAUCUUUUGCUAAUGGAAGUCACAGAGAACGAGCAGAUGAGGUUCGGACUUUUGUUCGGCGGUCUUCCUGGAGCGUGGCUGGGAGCCGAAGAAGGCCGGACCUUGUCUCCCUGCGUCGGUAUGGAGGAAUGGGAGGCGGUUCUCAAGAAAACCGGCUUCGGCGUGGAAACAUGUGUUCCGCACCACGAGACUCUCCCGGUUCCAUUCUCCGUCAUUGUAGCACAGGCUCUCGACGACAAGGUCCAGUUUUUGAAGCAACCUCUAGUCCAGGCUGCCGAGGACGGCACUGUGAUACCUGCUCGGCUGACGAUUGUCGGAGGCGGACCCAAGAGUUCUGCGUUGGCUUCCGAGGUAACGAAGCUCCUCGGCCCGCGCUAUGGAAGCAUCCGAUACAUUGAGUCUCUGGAUAAAGUCCGAGGCGACGAUCUAGGGGUGGGCGGCAGUCUCCUGUGCCUGGCAGAUCUCGAUGGGCCUGUGCUCCAGUCUAUAGACGAGGGCAAGCUUCGUGGCUUCCAGGACGUCUUUCAGCAUUCCAAAAACGUCCUCUGGGUCACGAGCGGUGUGCGCGAGGGGGAUCCGUACGCGAGGAUGGUGAUUGGGUUCGGGAGGACCAUUGUGCUUGAGAUGCUGCACCUGCGACUCCAGUUCCUCGACCUCGAGUCCAACACCACACCAAGCGCCUCGGCCGUUGCCGCCACCAUGCUUCGGUUCGACGUCACGGGAGCCUGGGAUGAAGAACACGGAGACAUGUCAUCUGGUCUGUUGCACUCCACGGAGCCCGAGUUAUUCCUCGACGCCAAGGGGAGGCUCUUUGUUCCCCGCUUCAAGCACAAUCACGAGAUGAACAACCGCUACCAGUCGAGCAAGGCCAAUGUCAAAGAGAUGGUGGACGCGGAUGCUUGCACCCUUGAGCUUUGCCGCUCGAGCGAGAGCGAGACGUGGGAGCUCAGCAAGGUGGAUGCUCCUGAGACCCUUCCGUUGUGGGUUUCACGGGAGCAUCUCGUCGACGUGCAUGUCAUGUACUCUGUCAAUCGGUCCGUGGCCAUCACAAAAGACUGCUUCCUUUUCCCAAUCUUGGGAAAGGAGAGCCGCACAGGAAGGCCCGUUGUGGGACUGGCUCCGUCCCUGACGUCCAAAGUCGUCAUUCCAAGCUCUUUCAUUCUCCACGGCAUCUUCACCUCAGAGGACCGCGCAGUCGACACUCUCGAGACGUUCUUUUCCGUCUUGAUUGCACACGCAGCCCUGGGCGGUGACUGCGAGGAUCUGUCCGGCACGCGAGUCAUCGUGGUAGAGCCCCGGAACCAACUGGCAAACUCCAUCAGCGGGCUCGCGACUGGCGGGAAUGCCAGCGUGCUGUGUCUGACGUCUAAGCUCGGAACCCAAUGGACUCACAUCGGACCCAAGACGCCCAAGCUGGCCAUCAAACAAUUGGUCCGGCCUGAUGCUGACGCCAGAACCAGCUGCUGCAUCUUGGACAUGGCGGAGGACGGCGGCCUCGCUGAGACCAUUGCCAGCUUCUUGCCGUCCACGCAGCGUCGCGUCAUCCGAAAGGCCGACUUGACUGCCCACUCUGGCUUUUUGCCCGCGCGAGACUGCUCCAGAGAGAUCCGGUCGCUCGUCUCGAGUGUUUUCCAUCACAUCAUGAGCAGGGUGGACGGGCCGACGGAGCUACCGGUGCUCGCACCCACAGACGCCACCGGGUCGGAGACGACGCCUGCAGAGUUUGUCGUCUCUUGGAAGUCCACAGCCAAGACGGUGGCCGUGUCCGUGGAGCCCAUCGAAACCAGGGUCAAGUUCCAGGCUGACAAGACUUACUGGCUCGUUGGUCUCACUGGCAACCUGGGCCUCUCGCUCUGUGCAUGGAUGGUGAACCAAGGCGCUCGUAACAUCGUGGUUGGCAGCAAAAACCCAAAGAUUGACGGCGCUUUCUUGGCCAAGAUGAAGGCAAAGGGCGUCAACUUCAAAGUGCUUCCCCUCGAUGUUUGCGAUCGCGACUCUGUCCGGGCGACGUACAAGACCAUCGCGAGCACGAUGCCGGCCGUUGCUGGAGUAUGCCAAGGCGCCAUGGUGCUGCACGACACCAUGUUCACCGAGCUCGACGUGGAGCGGGUCGAAAAGGUCACGCGGCCCAAGGUGCAGGGCAGCCUGUACCUCGAGGAAAUCUUCCACGACACGGCCCUGGACUUUUUCGUCUUUUUCUCGUCCAUCGCCUCCGUGGUCGGCAACCCGGGCCAGUCAGCCUACGCCGCCGCCAACAUGUUCAUGUCCGGCCUCGCGACGCAGCGCAGAAAGCGGGGACUGAACGCGUCGGCCGUGGCCAUCGGCGCCAUCUUUGGCAACGGCUACGUCACGAGGGAGUUGACGCUCGCACAGCAGGAAUAUCUCAAAAAGGUGGGCAACCGGUGGCUGUCGGAGCAGGAUUUCCACACCCUCUUCGCCGAAGCUGUCUACGCCGGCCAGUCGCACCGCGGCAAAAACCACGAGUUCGCCACGGGGCUGAUGACCAUCCAAGACGGCGACGAGGUUGGUCAGAGGGUCACUUGGUUCAAAAACCCCAUGUUCCAGCACUCUGUGAUGACGGGUGGGAACCAAGGACAGGCCGCCGAGACUGGCAAGAGCCACCGAAGAGUCCAGACCAAGGUCUUGCUUCAAGAUGCCGUCAGUUCCGAGGACGUCCGCGAGAUCAUCUAUGACGCCUUUGCCCUCAAGCUGCAGGAGGCUUUGCAGGUCGAAAAGGGCCGUCCUGUCGGCAACUUGACGGCAGAUACUCUCGGCAUCGACUCGUUGGUCGCCGUUGACAUCCGAUCCUGGUUCAUAAAGGAGCUGCAGGUCGAGGUGCCAGUGCUCAAGAUUCUCAGCGGCGCGACGGUCGACGACAUCAUUGCUCAAGCUCAGAAGCUGCUGCCCAAGGAACUCAUACCCAAAUUCGAUGAGAAGGCUACUGGCCUCAGCAAGCCGCGGGAAAGGUCCGAGCCGGCAGCGGCGCCACCGGCAUCACCAGUGCAAAAGCAGGAGCCGAUCAAGGCCAAGCCUGAAAAGGCUACAGCACCAGCACCAGCCCCAGCCGUUGCUCCUCCAGUGCAAAAGGUGGACAAGUCAGCUCCGCCAACCAAGAUUGAGACUGCCCCUCAUACCUCCAAGUCAGCAAUGUCAGUGUUGAUACCAGCUGAUGACAAGAUCUCCAGCCCCAAAUCCACCACCAGCACCGAGUACUUUGGCCAAACCCCCACCAAAUCCAGUGGUUCUUCGCCGUGGAGUUCCAAAAGUUCGUGGUCCGAGAUUGAGAGGCCCGACAGCCCAGACAGCUCAGACAGCUCACACAGCUCAGACACCCCGCCACUCUCGCGCAGCGCGGGUGGCAGCCUCACCCAGGCAGCCAUAAGCAAACAUCUAAAAGAAAACCGGGCCGUCGCCAGCGCCGGCUUCGAGAUCACCAAGAGCGGGCCCAUCUCCUUUGCCCAGUCCAGGUUCUGGUUCCUGCAGCACUUUCUCGAGGAUCCCGCUUCGGCUCUCAACAUCACCGUGGACAUCAACCUCCAAGGUGCUCUCGACGUCCCGAAGCUGGAGAAGGCGGUCGCUUCGGUGGGGAGGCGACACGAGGCCCUCCGCACCAGGUUCACGGCCGCCGCGAACUCGGAAGGCGUCGUGCAGGAGGUCCUCGCAGCCUCGUGUCUGGGCCUCGAAGUCUACGCCGUCAAGGGCGCUGCCGACGCCGACGCCUUUUACAAGGCGCUGUCUGCGCACAGGUACAGACUCGACCGCGGUGAGAAUAUGAGAAUCGUGCUCCUCCGCAUGAGUCCAAAGUCGUUCCGCCUCCUCAUCGGCUAUCACCAUAUAAACAUGGAUGGCGUCAGCCUCGAGGUUGUUUUGCAGGAGCUGCAGCUCGGAUACAGCGGGCGCGCCCUCAAGCCCGAGUCGCAAAUCUUGCAGUACCCCGACUUUUCCAGACAGCAACACUUGGACUACGACUCUGGCCGCUUGGCUGACGAUCUUGCAUUCUGGCGCAGCGAGUUCAGGGGCCAGGCCCCGCCCGUGCUUCCUCUUUUGCCCCUGGCCAAGAUUCAAUCCCGCAAACCCUUGACCACGUAUUCGACCACCACGACGGAAUUCUGUCUAGAUGAAGAGGAGAUGCACAAGAUCCAGGCGGUCUGCCAGAUGCUCAAGGUGUCGCCUUUCCACUUCCACCUCGCCAUCUUCUACACCCUCCUGGCGCGACUCGUGGACGUCGACGACCUGUGCAUCGGCGUCAGCUCGGCGAACCGCCAGACUCCCGAAACCAUGUCGAGCGUCGGCAUGUACCUCAACCUCCUGCCGCUGGUGUUCAAAGUCGACCGCAGCCACACCUUUGCCAACGCCAUCAAGAUGAUCCGAGCCAAGGCCCUGGCCGCCUUCAGCCACGCCGCCGUGCCGUUCGACCUCAUGAUCAAGGACCUCGGCGUCGCCGGCACCAGCUCCCACAGCCCCGUGUUCCAGGCCAUGGUCAACUACCGCCCGGGAGUCUCGACCGCUCGACGCUUUUGCGACUGCGACAGCGAGGUCGCCACCUUCAAGCAGGGCGAGGUGCCUUACGACUUGGCUUUUGACAUUAUGGAAAACCCCGGCGGUUCAUCCCUGAUCAUGCUCACCGGCCAGUCGGUCUAUUACGGCAAGACGGAAAUGGAGCACAUCAAGGGCAUUUACCUAGAGCUCGUCAAGUCCAUUACUCAGAACCCAGCAACUCGAUUGAAGGCUGCGACCAUCUUCAACUCUAGUCAGGUCGAUGCUUCUAUCCAACUUGGACGCGGCAUCUAUCAAAAACCACAAUGGCCCGCCACUUUGGUGCAUCGCAUCGACGACAUGGCCAAGCGUUACCCCGAUAACAUUGCCGUCAAAGAUGGUCGGGGAGACCGCAUUACCUACCGAGAGAUGUCGCAAAAAAUCGAUUGCAUCAGCCACGCUCUGAGCAGCGACUCUUCCUGCCGCGUCAAGAGCACAGUCGGCGUUCUCCUCGAUCCAAGCUCGGACUGGAUUUGCUCGAUUCUGGCCAUCCUGCGCCUAGGAGCAACAUAUGUGCCCCUUGACAUCGUCACGGGAUGGGACAGACUGUCGUCCGUAGUUCGCGAUAGCAAGCCGGACCUCAUAUUAGUCAACAACCGCCUAGAGUCCCAAACGAAAAAUCUCGGGGACGCCAUGGCGACUGCGCGAUUCGUCAACAUUGAAAACCUCGCCCCGGCUACAAACCAGCGCAGAUCUCCCAUCGCAACCGAAGCUGACCAUGUUGCCGCCCUCAUGUACACCAGCGGAUCGACAGGUGUACCCAAGGCGAUAGUCAUCAAGCACGAAUCCAUGCGCAACAGCAUCGAGGCUUUCACAAAGGUGGUGGGAUACCGCGAGGGACACGAGGUUUCGCUCCACCAGAGCUCGUACAGUUUCGACAUGUCACUGAGUCAAAUCUUCCUGGACCUCGCCAACGGAGGGACUGUACACGUCGUCCCGAGGGAGCUGCGCGGCGACCCAGAGGCCAUCGCGUCCAUAAUCGCCAGGGAGGGCAUCACCUUUACAAGUGCCACCCCGUCCGAGGUCAUCUCUUGGAUCGAGCACGGGAGCCUCUCGGAGCUUGGCAGCUCCAGCUGGAGAAAGGUAGUGUGCGGAGGCGAACCAGUCAAGGAGAGUUUGAUCAACGGCCUGCGCAAAAUAGACAAGCCGGAUCUGGCCUUCUUCGAUGGCUACGGCCCCACCGAGAUCACGUUUUGCUGCGCCAUGAGGGCGGUCGAUUACCGCAGCGACGCGCCGCCAGACGCCGAGGCGGGAGGGUUCAAGCCCUGGCCCAACGUCUCGGUCUACAUCCUCGACGCCGACCAAAAGAUCGUACCCGCUGGCGUCACCGGCGAGAUCGCAAUCGGCGGUGGGGGCGUCGUCGCGGGGUACGGCGACCACAAGCUCAGUGCUGCCGCCUUCAAGCACGACAAGUGGGCCUCCUCCGAGUUCGUCCAGAGCGGCUGGACCCGUCUGCACCUGACGGGAGACGUGGGCAAGAUCGACCCGAUUGACGGCACGCUCAAGCUCAAGGGGAGGAUCGCCGGCGACACCCAGAUCAAGCUCCGGGGGAUGCGCCUAGACGUUCGCGAGGUUGAGCUGGCAAUCAUGAAGACCGCGCAAGGCCAGAUCAACGACGUCGUGGUCACGGCGCACCACAACAAGGCGACGGGCGCCAGCUCCUUGAUUGCGUUUGCCAUCGUGGCUGAUCCCAAGGCAUCUCACGACUUUAGCCGCGUCCUGGCUCGGCUUCCCCUGCCACAGUACAUGCGCCCGGCAGCAAUCUUCCCCAUUGACAACUUCCCCACCAACGCGUCAGGCAAGGUCGACAGGAUCGCCAUCAGGAAUCUCGAUCUGCCUCAGACCCAAGACUUUGAUCGCAAGUCGGCCGCCAACAGCGAUGCUCACCUCACAGACACCGAAUCACGGCUGGCGCAGCUCUGGACCCAAGUCAUAACAAAGGGUGUGAUUUCGCAGUACCAAAUCACCAACGAGUCCAACUUCUUCCACGUCGGCGGGACCUCCAUCCUGCUCGUCCAGCUUCGGUCGGCAAUCGAGGCCUCAUUCGGCACCAGGCCUACCCUGUUCCAGCUGUUUGAGGCAGGCACGCUGGCAGCCAUGGCGGCCCUCAUCGCACCGCUCUCCUCCAGCUCGACGACGCCACCAUCAAACAGUCCCAACAAGCAUCUCGGCACCAGUCGGACCACAGAGAGAGACUGGGAGGAGGAAACACGCAUCUCUCCGGACCUCGUCGACGUGCGCGGCGAGAGCGACCACUUUGGGAACCCCACCGUCGUCGUCCUCACCGGCGCAACGGGCUUCCUCGGCAGAUCCAUCCUGGCGCGACUGCUGCAGGACAGCGUCGUGGAAAAGAUCCACUGCCUCGCGGUGCGGAGCGAUCCCCAGGACGAGCUCUUCCGCUCCCCCAAGGUCGUGGUGCACCGGGGAGACCUGGCCGCUCGCAACUUUGGCAUGCCCAGCAGGGAGCUCGCCGACAUCUUCUCCGAGGCGCACGCCGUGAUCCACAACGGCGCCGACGUGUCCUUCAUGAAGACCUACGCCACCCUCAAGCCGGCCAACUUUGAGAGCACCAAGCAGCUCGUGCGCCUGUGCCUGCCGCGCCGCAUCUCCUUCCACUACGUCUCCUCGGCCAGCAUCGUCCAGCUCACGCAAAAGGACACCUGGGGCCUCGAGUCGGUCCAGGACUACCCUCCCAUCGCGAGCCGGAACGCGACCGGCUACGUGGCGACCAAGUGGGCCAGCGAGCGGUACCUCGAAAAGGUCAGCGACCAGUGCGACCUGCCCAUCUGGAUCCACCGGCCGUCGUCCAUCAAGAACCCCGAGGCGGCGGCGGCGGGCCGGCCGGGCGCCGACCUCAUCUCCAACCUGAUGCACUACUCGCGCGAGCUCAGAUGCAUCCCCGAGGUGUGCGCGUGGAACGGCUGGCUCGACUUUGUCGCCGUGGAGACGGCGGCCUCGGAGAUCGUCGACGAGGUCUACCGGGACUUUUCCUGGCCCGGCCACGUCUGCUACCUGUACCAGAGCGGCGACGAGAUCAUCCCGCUGCCCGACCUCAGGUCCACGCUGCAGCGCGAGGCCGGCUGCGAGUUCGAGGUGCUGAAGAUGGACGAGUGGGUGGCGAGGGCGCAGGCCAAAGGCAUGAGCGAGCUGCUCGGGGAUUACCUCUGUGCUUCGGCCAACGCCCCUGUGACGUUGGCCAUGUUGCAAAAGGGAGAGGCUUGGCAUUGA